UAUAUCAAAGCUUUUCCCUCCACGCCAUCUUCCAUAUCCAAAAUAAUCUCACCAUGCAUCAUCAUCAUCCAUGCAAUCUCAAACCCAUCACCUUCUUCUUUCUUAUUUAUCUCCAUCUCCAUAUCCCACAAACCAUCCAAGCUCGAAACCCAUCUCAUUUCACGAUCAAACCAUCACGACACAACGUCAAUAUACCGGAAAUAAAACGUCACCUCCACCGGUUCGGUUACCUACAACGCAACAACAACAACGUCUCGUUCGAGCAGGCUCUCUCUCGCUACCAAAAAAAUCUCGGUCUACCGAUAACCGGGAAACCAGAUUCCGACACGUUGUCACACGUUCGGUUACCAAGAUGCGGAUUCCCUGAUGACGUGGACCCCAAAACGCCGCCGUUUCACACGAAACAAAAAUACGUGUAUUUCCCCGGAAGGCCCAGGUGGACAAGAGACAACAUCCCACUGCAACUCACCUAUGCCUUCUCGCAGGAGAACCUCACCCCUUAUCUAACGCCAACGCAAAUACGCCGCGUGUUCCGGCUCGCUUUCGCCAAGUGGGCUUCGGUGAUCCCCGUGAGCUUCGUCGAAACGGUGGACUACGAGAUCGCCGACAUCAAAAUCGGAUUCUUCGCCGGAGAUCACGGCGACGGAGAGCCAUUCGACGGUGUUUUGGGCGUUUUAGCGCACACUUUCUCGCCGGAAAACGGUAGGCUUCAUCUAGACAACGCAGAGACGUGGGCCGUCGAUUUCCACGAGCAGAAAUCGACGGUUGCCGUUGAUCUGGAAUCUGUAGCUGUGCACGAGAUAGGUCACGUGCUUGGGCUGGGCCACAGCUCGGUGAAAGACGCGGCUAUGUACCCAACUUUAAAGCCCAGAAGCAAGAAAGUGGAUUUGAACGUUGAUGACGUCGUUGGAGUACAGUCUUUGUACGGAACUAACCCAAAUUUCAACUUAAGUGGUUUACUUGCGUCGGAGACUUCGACCAAUCUAGCUGCUGAUGGCAAGUUGGUUCGGUCCGAAGGUAUAAUCUAUUCGACCUUGAGUACUCUUCUCGUUCUCGGUUUUUUGAAUCUGUAGGUUCAUCAUAUAGAUUAUACAAAUUUACAUCGAUUUAGUUCAAUCUCAAAAAUGUAUAGAACCAUAGAGACACAUGGAAUGGAAUACAAUUAAGUUGUCUUGUUUUAUUUUAUAUGCUCAAGAAUGUUGGGUGUAUUACGUUUCCUGUAAAGUGGACACGCAACAACUAUGAGGCCCAUUUAAAAAUGGUUAUGAUGCUAACGGCCGAGUAGAUUGUCACAACGUGAGUAGCUGAAAUUAUACAGACCACAAGCCCUUAGCUAACACAGUUCGUUGGA
Molecule: messenger RNA, 1351 nt
Organism: Brassica oleracea var. oleracea
Lineage: Eukaryota; Viridiplantae; Streptophyta; Magnoliopsida; Brassicales; Brassicaceae
Product: metalloendoproteinase 4-MMP
Exons: 1
Coding region: 54-1073 (339 amino acids)
Biological process (GO): extracellular matrix organization; collagen catabolic process; proteolysis
Cellular component (GO): extracellular matrix
Molecular function (GO): zinc ion binding; metalloendopeptidase activity
Source: RefSeq, a predicted model, not a curated record